AUGAAAUAUCCAACUAAAAACGGAGUGAAACAUGCAAAACCUGCAAGACCAGGAUCUCGGAUGGAGAUACAACAACUUGCUACUGUUCGGCAUUUGGACUUGCAUAAAGAGCUCAGGACGCCGGUGGAAAGUGAGCGGGGUCCGGAUCAGAAAGCAGGUUCUGGACCUAAACUCGGGGAAGAGAGUUUCUCUCCGUCUCGUCAGAACGAUGAACCGGGUCCAGAAAAAGCCAAACCUGCGUCCCAGCACAUGUUCGAAGCGCGGGGGCCCGGCGGGUGUGCGCUGCUCAUCGAGACUCUAACUGACAACAACCCACGGACCCACCAGGAGAUCAAACGCCUGCUCACUAAGAACCGCGGGACGCUGUCUGACGGAGCUCGUCAUAACUUCACCCACAUGGGCGUGGUGAUGGCGCCCGCUGAGAACGUCUCCGCAGAGAGAGCGCUGGAGAUGGCCAUCGAGGCCGGAGCUGAAGACGUCCAAGAAACCGAGGAUGAGGAGGAGAAGCUCCAGUUGAAGUUUGUCUGUGCGGUGUCAGACCUGAACAAGGUGCGCGGCUCCCUGGAGAGACUGGGAUUACACAUCACAUCUGCAGGCUUGGAGUUCGUCACUCAGUGUGGGACAAUAUCCAGGCCGACAGCUGAGACCAUCGGGGCGACGCUGCAUAUUUGGAACGACGGGAGGAUUUGCCACCUGAUAGCGUCUAUAAGAGCUGGAAACUGGGCAUGUUGUGGCAGAGAAGAGACACUUUUGAAUGUUUUUACCGCUGUCCGAUUGCAGGUGCUUUCUUUGGAGUCGGACGUUCUGCCAGAAUACAAACUCCAGGUUCCAGAAACAACAUGGUGGAUCCUGCUCCAUUACAGCCCCUUCAAGGCCUUUUGGGACUGGAUCAUUCUGCUGCUGGUCCUCUACACGGCCGUUUUCACACCGUACUCAGCCGCCUUCCUGUUGGACGAACACGGCAACCCGCGGCAAAGACGAUGCGGCUACACGUGUAACCCUCUGAACGUGACCGACCUCAUGGUGGACGUGCUCUUCAUCGUGGACAUAAUCAUCAACUUCCGCACCACGUAUGUGGACCACAAUGACGUCGUCGUCACUCUGCCGAGCCGGAUAGCAAAGCAUUACAUCAAGGGCUGGUUUCCGAUUGACAUGCUAGCAGCGACGCCCUUUGACCUCCUCAUUUUCAGAUCUGGGUCUGACGAGAUGGCAACCUUAACCAGCCUGCUGAAAACGGCUCGGCUGCUGCGGCUGGUCCGUGUGGCCCGAAAGCUGGACCGAUACUCCGAAUACGGCGCCGCCGUCCUCUUCUUGCUCAUGUGCACCUUUGUGCUCAUCGCCCACUGGCUCGCCUGCAUCUGGUACGCCAUCGGCUUCGUGGAGAGGCCGUACACGGAGACCGGCUGGCUGGACAACCUGGCGGAACAACUGGGGAAGGCGUACAACGAAAGCGACUCCACCUCUGGGCCGUCGGUGAAGGACAAAUACGUGACGGCUCUGUACUUCACCCUGAGCAGUUUGACGAGCGUCGGGUUUGGGAACGUCUCGCCAAACACGAACUCCGAGAAGAUUUUCUCCAUCUGCGUCAUGGUCAUCGGCUCCCUCAUGUACGCCAGCAUAUUCGGAAACGUGUCGGCGAUCAUCCAGAGGCUUUACUCCGGCACGACCCGCUACCACACCCAAAUGCUGCGGGUCAAAGAGUUCAUCCGCUUCCACCAGAUUCCUGGCGGCCUGCGCCAGCAGCUGGAGGAAUACUUCCAGCACGCCUGGUCUUACACCAACGGCAUAGAUAUGAAUGCUGUGCUGAAGGGGUUUCCAGAGUCGCUGCAGGCAGACAUCUGCUUGCACCUCAAUCGCUCUUUGCUGCAGAACUGCAAGGCUUUCCAUGGAGGCAGUCAAGCUUGUCUGCGGACGUUAGCUAUGAGGAUCAGGACGGUCCACGCUCCUCCAGGGGACACGCUCAUCCAUUAUGGAAACUUCCUGGACUCCCUCUUCUUCAUCUCCCGUGGCUCCAUCCAAGUCAUGAGGGAUUAUGUUGUUGUGGGUUUAUUAGAAAAGAACGACAUAUUCGGCGAGCCUAUCCACCUGUACGACGAACCGGGACGAUCCAACGCAGACGUGUGCACCGUCACCUACUGCGACCUGCACCGCAUCCCCAGGGAAGACCUGCUGGACGUGCUUGACAUGUACCCAAGCUUUGCUGACAGCUUCUGGAGGAACCUGGAGAUCACCUGCGACCUGCGAGACACUGACCAAAUGCCGCCAGUAAUAACCAAUGAAUCUGGGGACGACGGUGAAUAUCGCCACAAAGCGCGGCACCGAAUCCACUCCCUCGACUGCAGAAUAAGGCCAGAUGGAAUCGACCACGAAGACUCGUUCCCCCACCAGUCCUGCCACUGUUCGCCGCCUCAGGACGGCUGGGACGACCUCUGGAGCUCCUCCCGUUCCCAGUCCAGCGAGGACUUGUCGAAGACUCCAACUCAAACCACCACAGCGGGCCCCGUCCCCACUGACGGUCCCAGACCGAGCCCCGUCCCCACUGACGAUCCCAGACUGAGCCCCGUCCCUACUGACGGUCCCAGACCGGGCCCCGUCCCCACUGACGGUCCCAGACCGGGCCCCGUCCCCACUGACGGUCCCAGACCGGGCUCCGUCCCCACUGCGGCCCCACAGCUGCCCCAGAGCGGAGCCUCGGUGGGGAGGGACACGGAGCUGAACCAGGGCCACCAAGCUUCAUCGUUGAAUCUGCCGGGAAUGUAUCGAUACUGGCCAGAUCAACAGCAGUUGUCCAAUCAGGUUUUACAACCUUCUUCCACCGGUAACCCGGUAACUCUGAUCCCAGAGGAAAGGCCCAGUGAGCUCGAGUCGCGACUCGAAGUCCUGCAGUCACAGCUCCUCAGGCUGGAAACUCGAAUGACGGCUGACAUCAAUGUUAUCCUCCAGCUGCUGCAGAGACAGAUGGCUCCAGUUCCCCCAGCUUACGGCACCGUGUCUCCCAGUACGCUUCCCAUUGACUCCUCUCCCCUGUAUGGAACUGGGACCCCAGUGCUGGACAGCAUAUACCCAGUUUCCCCAGUCCGGAUGGACUGCAGGGCUUCCAAACAGAGUUUGGACCAGGUGGAUCUGAAAUCCUCCAAGAAGUCCCAGGAGUCGUUAUCCAGCGGGAUCCACAUGACUGCAGCCUCUGACGAUACGAUGUCCACGACCGUCACCCCCGACACCGACGCCCACGCCGGGUUCGCCGCCACGUUACCGCAGCAGCUGCCCAGAUCCACCCCUGAACGCAGCGUGAGCCUGUGUGAGACGGUCCGCUUCCUGUCUUUGCCAGUGAACCUGGACCUGACCUCAAAACCCGCUGAGAUCCAGAAACACACCUCGGACCCGGCGCUGCCCGUCUUCACCUGACCGGCCAGCUU
This is a messenger RNA of Gambusia affinis (western mosquitofish), 3416 nucleotides long. It is a transcript of the gene kcnh6b, whose product is annotated as potassium voltage-gated channel, subfamily H (eag-related), member 6b. Gene Ontology annotation, molecular function: inward rectifier potassium channel activity. Gene Ontology annotation, cellular component: membrane. Lineage: Eukaryota; Metazoa; Chordata; Actinopteri; Cyprinodontiformes; Poeciliidae. The record is from RefSeq and is a predicted model, not a curated record. Gene Ontology annotation, biological process: regulation of heart rate by cardiac conduction; regulation of ventricular cardiac muscle cell membrane repolarization; membrane repolarization during action potential. The transcript has 16 exons. Bases 1 to 3405 code for a protein of 1134 amino acids.